AUCGCUCUUCUGUCAUUUUCCUGGGAGAGCUGCGGUUGCUGGGGAAGCGAGUCACAGAGGCGGGACGAGGGUGGGGCCGGGGAGCCAGGUGAGAGCAGAGUGCUGGGAGCCAGGCUUGGGGUCGCAGGAGUCACUGGGGCUGGGAAGGGCGAGGGAAGCGAGAGGAAGAGGAGGAUCAGGAUGGUGAAGUCUCUCGGCCAGGGCCCCCAUGGCGCUCCCUGUGCCUGGCCUGACUGUCCUCCUCCUCCUGGGAACCACCCUCACCCUGAACCCUGAGGACCCCAAUGUGUGCAGCCACUGGGAGAGCUACGCCGUCACUGUCCAGGAGUCGUACGCGCACCCGUUCGACCAGAUCUACUACACACGCUGCACAGACAUCCUGAACUGGUUCAAGUGCACCCGGCACCGGAUCAGUUAUAAGACGGCGUAUCGGCGCGGCCUCAGGACCAUGUACCGGCGCCGGUCCCAGUGCUGCCCCGGCUACUACGAGAAUGGUGACUUCUGCAUACCCCUGUGUACGGAGGAGUGUGUGCACGGCCGCUGUGUGUCCCCCGACACCUGCCACUGCGAGCCUGGCUGGGGAGGCCCUGACUGCUCGAGCGGCUGUGACGGCGACCACUGGGGCCCCCACUGCAGCAACCGGUGCCAGUGCCAGAACGGCGCCCUGUGCAACCCCAUCACCGGCGCCUGCGUGUGUGCCGCCGGCUUCCGCGGCUGCGACCCCAGCACUGGCGAGUGCCUCUGCGCGCCCGGCUACACCGGCGUCUACUGUGAGGAGCUGUGCCCCCCCGGAAGCCAUGGUGCUCACUGUGAGCUGCGCUGUCCCUGCCAGAAUGGGGGCACCUGCCACCACAUCACUGGCGAGUGCGCCUGCCCCCCAGGAUGGAUGGGAGCGGUGUGUGCCCAGCCCUGCCCACCAGGGACGUUUGGCCAGAACUGCAGCCAUGACUGUCCCUGCCACCAUGGAGGACAGUGUGAUCAUGUGACUGGACAGUGCCACUGCACAGCCGGAUACAUGGGGGACAGGUGCCAAGAGGAGUGCCCCUUGGGGACCUUCGGUUUCCAGUGCUCGCAGCGCUGUGAUUGCCACAACGGAGGCCAGUGUUCGCCCACCACGGGUGCCUGCGAGUGCGGCCCUGGGUACAAGGGCCCCCGCUGCCGGGAGCGGCUGUGUCCCGAGGGCCUGUAUGGCCCAGGCUGCUCCUUGCCUUGCCCCUGUGACAGCGACAACACCAUGAGCUGCCACCCAGUAACUGGAGCUUGCACUUGCCAGCCAGGCUGGUCCGGCCACCACUGCAACGAGUCUUGCCCUGCAGGCUACUACGGCGAUGGCUGCCAGCUGCUUUGCUCGUGCCAGAACGGCGCCGACUGUCACAGCAUCACGGGGGGCUGCACCUGCACCCCUGGCUUCAUGGGAGAGGUCUGUGCUGUGCCCUGUUCCUCGGGGACCUAUGGGCCCAACUGCUCAUCUGUCUGCAGCUGUCGCAACGGUGGCACCUGCUCCCCGGUAGACGGCUCCUGCACCUGCAAGGAAGGAUGGCAGGGUCUGGACUGCGCCCUGCCAUGUCCCAGUGGGAUGUGGGGUCUGAACUGCAACGAGACCUGUGCCUGCGCCAACGGGGCAGCCUGCAGCCCUGCAGAUGGUGCCUGCACCUGCACCCCAGGCUGGCUGGGGGACACCUGUGAGCUGCCCUGCCCGGAUGGCACAUUUGGGCUGAACUGCAGCGAACGCUGUGACUGCAGCCACGCCAACGGCUGUGAUCCUGUCACAGGCCACUGCUGCUGCCUGGCCGGAUGGACAGGCAUCCGCUGCGACAGCACGUGUCCACCUGGCCGCUGGGGCCCCAACUGCUCUGUGUCCUGCAGCUGUGAGAAUGGUGGAUCCUGCUCUCCUGAGGAUGGGAGCUGCGAGUGUGCCCCUGGCUUCCGAGGACCCUUGUGCCAGAGAAUCUGCCCCCCUGGCUUCUAUGGACACAGCUGUGCCCAGCCUUGCCCCCUGUGUGUGCACAGUGGCGGACCUUGCCACCACAUCAGCGGCCUCUGUGAGUGCCUCCCGGGGUUCUCUGGAGCCCUGUGCAACCAAGUGUGUGCUGGAGGACACUUUGGGCAGGACUGUGCCCAGCUCUGCUCGUGUGCCAACAAUGGGACCUGCAGCCCCAUCGACGGCUCCUGCCAGUGCUUCCCCGGAUGGAUUGGCAAGGACUGCUCCCAGGCAUGCCCACCAGGGUUCUGGGGCUCUGCCUGCUUCCACACCUGCAGCUGCCACAACGGGGCGAGCUGCAGCGCUGAGGACGGGGCCUGCCGCUGCACCCCAGGCUGGACUGGACUCUUCUGCACACAGCGCUGCCCAGCAGCAUUUUUUGGGAAGGACUGCGGGCGUGUGUGCCAGUGUCAGAAUGGCGCCAGCUGUGACCACAUCAGUGGCAAGUGCACCUGCCGCACAGGCUUCACUGGACGCCAUUGUGAACAGAGAUGUGCCCCAGGAACCUUUGGCUAUGGAUGUCAGCAGCUGUGUGAGUGCAUGAACAAUGCCACCUGUGACCACGUCACUGGCACUUGUUACUGCAGCCCUGGAUUCAAAGGCAUCAGGUGUGACCAAGCUGCCCUCAUGAUGGAGGAGCUGAAUCCCUACACCAAGAUCAGCCCAGCCCUGGGUGCAGAGCGGCAUUCGGUGGGCGCCGUCACGGGUAUCGUCCUUCUGCUGUUCCUCAUGCUGGUUCUGCUGGGCUUGUUUGCCUGGCGCCGGCGCCGGCACCAAGAGAAAGGCCAAGACCUGGCUCCCCGUGUCUCCUACACCCCUGCCAUGCGGAUGACCAGCACUGACUACUCCCUCUCAGAUUUGUCUCAAAGUAGCAGCCACGCCCAGUGCUUUUCCAAUUCCAGCUACCACACACUGGCGUGCAGGGGGCCUGCUACCAGCCAGGCCAGCACUCUGGACAGGAACAGCCCCACCAAGCUCAGUAACAAGUCCCUUGACAGAGACACAGCAGGCUGGACCCCUUACAGCUAUGUGAACGUGUUAGACUCCCAUUUCCAGAUCAGUGCCCUGGAAGCCAGGUACCCGCCCGAGGACUUCUACAUUGAACUUAGACACCUCAGCCGCCCCGCUGAGCCACACUCACCAGGUGCUUGUGGAAUGGAUAGACGUCAGAACACAUACAUUAUGGACAAAGACUUCAAAGAUUACAUGAAAGAAUCCGUGUGCAGCUCCAGUACUUGUUCCUUGAAUAGCAGUGAAAACCCUUAUGCCACAAUUAAGGAUCCACCCAUCCUCACCUGCAAGCUUCCAGAGAGCAGCUACGUAGAAAUGAAGUCGCCUGUGCACAGGGGGUCUCCGUAUACAGAUGUGCCAUCCUUGUCGACAUCUAAUAAAAAUAUAUAUGAAGUUGAGCCCACAGUCAAUGUGGUCCAAGAAGGCCGCGGUCAUAACUCCAGCUAUAUCCAGAAUCCAUACGCCAUUCCUAGGAACAGCUAUAUUCCUGGUCAUUAUGACCUCCUCCCAGUAAGACAAACCCCUACCAACGGGCCCUCCCACGACAAGCAGUCGUAAGAGGGAUAAGCUUCUCUCUUGCAGUGUGCUCUGCUGAACACUCUUGACUCUCUGAAGAGGAUAAUCCCUUGACUUAAAAUGAUACAGACUGGCUCCAGCUGCCUAUUAGUUAUUACAUUCACCUGGAACUAAAGAAGAGCUUCCAAGUGGGACUCUGGUAACUGUUCAAAGAAGUCUGUACACAAAGGCAAAUCCUACCACCCACCCAUCCCCCAGGCCCAAAUGUCCUGGAUUAUAUGAUUUCUAAAACAUUUAAGAUACCGCUACUCAUCAACAUCAGCUAAAAUAUAUGUAUUUAAUAUUCUGAAAUAUGAUGCUUAAAAAGCACGUAGAAUAGCAAACCUUCCUAGGAGACAAAAGGGCCUUGGGAGGGGAGUGGGUUAUUUUAAAGCACCUGAAAUGUAUAUGUACUUUUGGUUACUGUUACUAUCGACAUCUGUUUCACUGCUAAUUAGUACACAUACUUGAACUGUUCCAGCAUCAGUCCUAAAGUACCUGUACCUAUAUGCCUGGCCCACUGAAUUACAAUGGCCAAGAUUACAGAAUUUAGUCUACCUAAUGCUGACAAGCUCCAUUUUUUAAAUACAAGACUUUAAUAAAAAUCAACUUUUUCUCUUCUGCCUUGUGAGUGAUAAUAGGCCCAAAAAAUGAAGAAAGAAAAAAGAAAGUUUCCAAACUGCAGUAGUCUCUUUCAGUCUAGACUGAUAUCUGGGUCAGCUUAACCAAAUUUUGCCAAUUCAAAUCGCCAGAACAAUGGAAGUUAGUCCUGAUCUUAAUCUAUCUGACACCUGAGUCAUUCCAUGUGAAAUAGGAAAUAGGGCAUGGAGAUGAUGCUUUAUUAAGUAGUCAUUACCUGGCUCUAAAACCAUUUGGCCUCCCUAGUUUUAGUUGGGACCCCCUGACUGAGAAAAUAGUUGCUAUAAAUCUUAAGUUUGAUGUAUUAUGGAACCAAAAAGUAUAAAGGAAGUGAGACAAAUGUGGAUACACCAAGUUUAUGUUACCAUCCCUUAUGCUUUUUGAUGGGAAAUGACACUGAUGAUCAUAGAGAGUGGACUGUAACCAGCUGCUGUCAAUUGAUAUAAAGACUUCACAGCAAACAGCACAAAAGGAUAUGCAGUGCUUAAAACCACAUUCCAAGAUGGCCAAAUAUGUUUUCCAGAUCCCAGUGUUCUGAUGGCCUAUAUCUUCCAUUACUAAUGAACAUAUGUAAAUGAGGCUUGGACGAUGCCAAAUGGAGCCAAGCCCUGCAGAGGACCUCUUCACAAGAAUUAAAACGGCAAACCAUGGAAGCGAACGGCCACAUUGGUGCCACUGCAUUCUGGUCAUAGACCAGCCACUUAAAAACACUUCUAAAAAAGGUAUAGAGAAGAGGAACUAAGUGACUGCAAAGCUGGAAUACUGCUACGGGAAGUGUGAGAGUUCUGAAACCCUUGUUACAAAUUGGAAGUCAGCCACAGAAUCCAUUAGUUUGGGCAACAGCAAAAGCAAGAACAUUAAUGAGGAAACCCCACUCCUCUAUUUCACCCAAGGCAUAAGCAAAUUUUAGUGUUAAGAGGAAAAUACACAAUACUUACACGAAUGCUGCAUGUGUGCAUGGGAGCGAGCGAUCAACAAAGUAAACUGACUUUCAAAAAAAGCCUUAUUAAAAUAUAAAUAAAUAAUAGAAAAUUACUUGUAGGCCCAAAUAAAUACUUCUCAUAUAUAUGUAGAAAGAACAGAGAUAAGAGACUUACCUCAGUAUUUCAGGGCCACAAGUGUUCAUUUGUUUUUAUGAAGCAAGGAGGAGCAAGCAUGGCAAAGUCAGAUCAGCAAAGAGAAACUUCAUCUCAAUCCGAGGUUUUAUCUUCUUCUUUUACCCUGCAUGCACAAUAACUGCUACCUGGCCAGCUGCAAACAAGAAGCAUCACUCGAAUUUCAAGUCUCACCCAUCUUCUGCCACCUACCCUUUGGGCAAAGGUAUCCAGUAAGAGGUGAAAUGGCUAGAACACCGAGUCAAGGGAUUCUGGGGUUACUCUUAGCGAGUGACUGGCCCUCUUUGGGCUCCUUUAUUCCCCUUGCCUAAAAAAAGGAAGCAGAAAGUGUGGAAGGGAGCUCCAACAACUCUUCAGCUCUAGCAUUCCAUGACUUUUUAAAGCAAUGUAAUACAACUCAAAGCAGACAAUACAGAGAAGGGAAGGGCAAAGGAUGUGAAUGACCUAUGGUGAUAACAGCUGCCUUCACAUAUCUAAAGAGUUACUGGUAAAAGACAGUCAAUCUUACAGAGCAACUGUGAGAAACUGCUGUCUAGCACUGUCAAAAACAAGUUCGAGGUCAGCUUACACAUACAUGUGCACUGUGUAUUUUAUUGGUGACUUGGAAAGAUGUUUGAUAUUUUUCAGAAAUUAACUUUUCAAUCAAAUUGAUAGGCAUACAAUUCAGAAAAUAAAGCAAGCAAAUGCAUAAGAGCAUAAGAGACUAUGAAAAGGCAAUACUUUUUUUAAACUGCAGAUUUGUAAUAUAUUUGUUCACUGUGCAGAGGGAUUGUACCUUGUACGAAAUAAAAUGAAUUUCUCAAACUAACUGACCAAGAAUGCUUACUGUUGCACUGCAAACUGAGAACAUGUCUACCAUCUACACUUCAGGGUUUUAGGUUUAUUUUGUGUGGUCACUUUAAGCAGCUAGAAGAGAGAAUUAUGCCAAUGUAU
This is a messenger RNA of Fukomys damarensis (Damara mole-rat), 6234 nucleotides long. It is a transcript of the gene Megf11, whose product is annotated as multiple EGF like domains 11. The coding region runs from base 209 to 3550 and encodes 1113 amino acids. Gene Ontology annotation, cellular component: membrane. The record is from RefSeq and is a predicted model, not a curated record. The transcript has 27 exons. NCBI's taxonomy places the organism in Eukaryota, Metazoa, Chordata, Mammalia, Rodentia, Bathyergidae. Gene Ontology annotation, molecular function: protein binding.